AUGUUAGCUGUUAGCAGUGGUAGUAUUGGUGUCGAUCUUCUAGAUAUUCCCAAUGAACCAAUUCGUUUCAUGGCUGAUUCGACACAAAGAAAUCGAUUUGAAGAUGCAAUUAUUGCGUGGACAUGGAAAACAUUUAUCGAUGAUCCAAAUAAUUCAUACGGUCUUGUUCUCUUACCAAUGACCAAAGCUUGUGUUCGUGCUAUGGAUGUUGUACAACAAUUUGCGACUCGACUCAAUAUAUCUGUUCCAGAAACAUUUGUCAUUAGUGGUGCUUCUAAGCGUGGAUGGACAACUUGGACAACGGCCGCUGUAGAUAAUGUGCGUGUCAUUGGGGCAAUACCCAUCGUGAUGGAUAUGGCCAAUUUUCAGGAGAAUCGAUCUUUCCCUGCUUUGCGCUGGAACAAAACAUCGAAUAAUACACAUGGUUACAUUCGUGCAAUCGUCGAUUUUAGUGUUGGUCCCAAACCGAUAAGCGCCUAUGGGUAUCGUGCUCGUACAUUGAAUAAUCAACGACGUGAUUUUCGUCUUCUCAUUGCUGAUCCCAAUCAUCCAGGCAAGGCUAUGGCUAAUCCAGUGAUUUGGUUCAACAUUGCGAUUGUCACUGAAGUAGAAACUGCGACAACACUAGUCUAUUCAUUGACUAUUGAAAAUCCAGCAAGUGGUUGGGAAGGAUUUUUCGUUCAAGUAAACUUUCCUGGCCCAGAUGGUACGAUUCUCGAGCUCACAACAGAAACCCAGAUCAUUCCAGACACAUAUCCUACAGCUGACUGUCAUAAUGAAGAAUGUUUUGGUAAUCUUGUGUAA
Molecule: messenger RNA, 804 nt
Organism: Adineta steineri
Lineage: Eukaryota; Metazoa; Rotifera; Eurotatoria; Adinetida; Adinetidae
Source: the annotation of a GenBank genome assembly